AUGCAGAAAUCCUGCCAGAAACCUGUGGAUAAAUACAUUGAGUAUGAUCCUGUUAUCAUCUUGAUUAAUGCUGUUUUAUGUAAAGCACAAGCAUACAGGCACAUUCUUUUCAAUACAAAGAUAAAUAUUCAUGGGAAACUCUGCAUCUUUUGUUUGCUCUGUGAAGCUUACAUCAGGUGGUUGCAACUACAGGAUUCAAGCCAAAAUACAGAUCCUGAUGACUUAAUCAGAUAUGCCAAGGAAUGGGAUUUUUAUAGAAUGUUUGGCAUAGCUUCUUUAGAACAAACUUCAUUUUUCGUGGGUAUUUUUAUUGCCUUGUGGUGGAUGACACCCGAGAUGCUGAAAAGAAAGUCUGACUUCAUUUUACUUCUCAAAGCACUGCUGUUGUCCACCUAUGGAAAGCUUUUGCUAAUUCCAGCUGUUAUUUGGGAGCAUGACUACACACCUUUGUGCCUUGCGUUUAUAAAAGUGUUUGUCUUGAUAUCAAACUCUCAGGCAAUCAGAGUUACAUUGAACUUAAACCGAAUACUCCCGUGGUUUGCUAUCUUCUUUGGAUUAAUUUUGGAAUAUGGUGUGGUCUGCUUGUUCCAGAAAAUGGAAUGGGAUGUUUGAAAUAUCAGCCCAGAUACGAAGAAAUGCCAAAACAUGAUGAUCAUUUUCUAAGAAUGAUCUCUGCCAGCAGGCUCCAAAGACACUAUUUUCAUAGUGAUAAAGAAGGUGAUAGAUAA
Messenger RNA from Acanthisitta chloris (rifleman), 728 nucleotides. RefSeq names its product ARV1 homolog (S. cerevisiae) (gene ARV1). The transcript has 5 exons. Gene Ontology annotation, biological process: regulation of plasma membrane sterol distribution; intracellular sterol transport; sphingolipid metabolic process. NCBI's taxonomy places the organism in Eukaryota, Metazoa, Chordata, Aves, Passeriformes, Acanthisittidae. The record is from RefSeq and is a predicted model, not a curated record. Gene Ontology annotation, cellular component: cortical endoplasmic reticulum; Golgi apparatus. Bases 1 to 612 code for a protein of 203 amino acids.